Messenger RNA from Morone saxatilis (striped sea-bass), 1339 nucleotides. RefSeq names its product microtubule-associated protein tau-like. Gene Ontology annotation, molecular function: microtubule binding. The record is from RefSeq and is a predicted model, not a curated record. Gene Ontology annotation, biological process: microtubule cytoskeleton organization; neuron projection development. Gene Ontology annotation, cellular component: neuron projection. NCBI's taxonomy places the organism in Eukaryota, Metazoa, Chordata, Actinopteri, Moronidae.
GUUCAGAUUGUUCAUAAGAAGUUGGAUCUCAGUAACGUGACGUCAAAGUGUGGCUCCAAAGGCAACCUCCACCACAAACCAGGUGGAGGGAAGUUGGAGAUUAAAUCAGAGAAACUGGAUUUUAAAUCUGUUCAGUCUAAAGUCGGUUCUCUGGAGAACGUCACUCAUGUGCCAGGAGGAGGGAAGAAGAAGAUUGAGAGCCAGAAACUGACCUUUAAAGAGAACGCCAAAGCUCGUACUGACCACGGUGCUGACAUCGUCAUCCAGCCUGACUCCUCCUCUCGUCAUCUUAGCAACACUUCCUCCCCUGGAAGCCUUAACGCUGCUGAAGCUCCGCCCCUCGACACCCUGGCUGACCAGGUGUCUGCCUCUCUUGCCAAACAGGGCCUGUGAUUGGAUAACCCUGUGCCUACAGAUCCCGCCCACUCCUGUUACCAAGGAAACUGCCUGAUUGAAGAAAGAAAAAAAAACCCUCAUUCUGCCUUUUUCCUCAUCACCUUCAUCUGAUUCCACAAAACACAGGAUCGGAGAGAUUUUAUGAAGUCAAAGUGAGGCCUUAAACUUCUGAGUUUCUGAACGCAGAUCAUCAAUCAAUAUCUGAUCAAUAUCUGAUCAGUAUCCAGAUUAUCACCCAUAUCAAUAUCUGAUCAAUAUCCAUUAUUAGACAGAUUAUCAAUCAAUCACAGUUCAGUCCGUCAGGUGAGAGCAUUCGGGUGUUCAGUCAUAAUAAUAAUAAUAAUAAUAAUAGUUUAAUGUUUGUGUGUUCAGUACAGAUACAUCCAGGACACUGUUAGCCUAGCUUAGCACAAAGACUGGAAACUGCUAGCCUAGCUAAAUUGACCACUGGAUCAGUCAGACUUGAGGUUGUCCUCCUCUAAUGGAGCUAGACUAGCAGUCUUUGUGCUAAGCUAGGCUAACAGUUUCCCCCUCUUUCAGUCUUUGUGCUAAGCUAGGCUAACAGUUUCCCCCUGCUUCCAGUCUUUGUGCUUAGCUAGGCUAGAAGAUUCUCCCUGCUCACAGUGUUUAACGAACCACAUAGCUAACCUUUAGCUGGUUGGCUAAUUCAUCAAACACAUAAAACAGCUGAAAGUUGUCCAAGAUUCAAAAGUAGAAAAUUAUAUGAAUGUAAAAUAUUGUUUUACUGAAGCAAUGUAAAGAUAGUGGUUUAUGUCCGUAUGUAUACAGCUAUAAGAAACCCCUAUAUUGACCUUAUAUUGACCCUAUAUUGAUACUAUAUUGACCCUAUAUUGACUCUAUACAAACUCUUUAUUGACCUUAUAUUGAUCCUAUAUUGAUACUAUAUUGACCCUAUAUUGACCCUAUAUUGACCUUAUAUUAA